Molecule: messenger RNA, 1587 nt
Organism: Histoplasma mississippiense
Lineage: Eukaryota; Fungi; Ascomycota; Eurotiomycetes; Onygenales; Ajellomycetaceae
Exons: 3
Coding region: 1-1587 (528 amino acids)
Source: RefSeq, a predicted model, not a curated record
AUGGCUCGUCAUAUUGAUAAACCUGAGUGCCAUACGCUAAUUUUGGCUAGAAAACGCCGGGCACCCGAAGACAAAGGGAAGCAAGUUAAGCGAGUUAAGACAGAGGAACAGGAACAGCAAUCGAAAUUCUAUCGCAGGAGCGCGCGUCUAAGCACUAAAAACUGCCCUCCAUCUCUAUUGGGGGAGCCUCCCACACGCACCAACAACCGAAACCAGAAUACGAAAUCAAAUCAUGAAUGGCACUGUGAAGAUCAACCGCACCGCACUUCAAAGCGACCCCGACCGUCCACGAGCUCAGCAAUUGAACAUCCCUUUGUGGAAGAUCUGCGUGAUACUGCCAGCUGGAAGAAGGUUGAUCUGAUCAGACAUUGGUGCAAAAACGAUUGCUGGCCUAGAGAAUAUUUUGGAGCACAGCCUGGACAGAUGGAAAAGAUGAGCCAUCUUCUUGCAAAGAAGAAGUCAACCGCUUCUCUUCUUCAUAAAAGCUCAAAUUCAAGCCUUGUUACAAGUUCCAACACACCUACUGAUCAAGAGUCGAGAAACACAAAGAGUGUCAGGUACAGAAGUGCUACAUAUGAAACCGUUCUCGCUACUAAAGGCAGCUUCAUGCGCAAGUCAGAUCUAGGAAUAACAGAUAGAAGCAAGGAAAUUCUUAAGGAGUUGCUGAAAAAGGAUCAACCUGUUCCCAAACACACGCUAUUUCGAGAUGAUAUAUUUGACGAAUUUUGUCAAAGGCUACAAGGAAAGAAUGAGUCAAGAGUUAUCCAAGAUAUAUCUCGAUUAAUUGUGCCUUCGGCAGAAUCUCUCGCAGUUGAUGGGGACAGGAACCUUAAACACUUGGUUGAAAGUGUUAAUGAACAGUGGAACUCCUCCAUUGCUCUCUGUGGACCAUAUCCUCAGCCUGAUUAUGCGGUAGGGUUCAACCGUUCUGCGUUCACAGAAGACCAACUAAAGACGUUUGAGCCUUUCCUCGGCUACGACCCGGAUACCUACAGCUCCUUCUUCUUAGCCACCUUCUACAUGUACUUUCCAUUCUUGACCAGUGAAGUGAAGGGCACUGCCGCGCUCGACAUCGCUGACCGACAGAACGCACACAGCAUGACCCUUGCUGUAAGAGGUGUCGUUGAGCUGUUUAAACUUGUGGGACGUGAGGAGGAGAUCAAUCGCGAGAUCUUGGCUUUCUCGAUCUCGCAUGACCACAGGACAGUGAGAAUAUACGGCCAUUAUGCAGUCAUCGAGGGGAACAAGACAUCAUUCUACCGUCACCCAAUCAGAACAUUUGACUUUACCAGUGAGGAGGGGAAGGAUAAGUGGAGUGCAUACAAGUUUACCAAGAAUGUAUACGAUGUGUGGAUGCCAGAUCACCUGAGAAGGAUCCAGUCUGCCAUUGAUGAGAUCCCUUCCGGGGUUAGUUUUGAUGUUUCACAGUCAGACCUUGGACCCUCUCGAUCAAACGCCCCGUCAUUUUUAGAUGAGGAUGCCAGCCAAUCAAGUCAGGCCAGCCUUGUCGCUUCAGCAGAAGCUACACCCAAUACUUCCUUCACCCAACAGACGCAGGUAUUGAAGCGACCAAGGAAGCAUAAAUAG